AUGCCACCAUCGGCGGAACAGCUCAAAGGGGCAUGUGCAUGUGGUGCCGUGAGUUGGCAAGCGACUGCUGAUCCCCGGCAUCUCGACCUCUGCUACUGUAAGACAUGUCAACAGAUCUCCGGCGCACCAUUCGUUGCAUGGACGGGCAUUCCGAAGCAGGGAUUGACAUGGCAUGGCCCUAUCACCACUUUUGCCGUCAACGAUCUGGCCACCAGAAGCUGCUGUCAAGAGUGCGGCUCGACGCUGAGCAUGCAUUAUCAUUGCUAUCCGGACAAAAUCCAUGUCGCUGCCGGGACUGUGACAGAUGGUGAGAAGCUCCUACCGCCUGUCAAUAUGCACAUUUUCAUCAGUCGCAAGCCUCAGUGGUACACUCUGCCAGAUGAUAAGAUAGAGAAAUGGGACGAGUUUGAUACCGAGACGCAGAAGAUGCUGGACGAUUGGCGAAGCAGACAAAGCUCGUCAUGA
Molecule: messenger RNA, 465 nt
Organism: Recurvomyces mirabilis
Lineage: Eukaryota; Fungi; Ascomycota; Dothideomycetes; Mycosphaerellales; Teratosphaeriaceae
Exons: 1
Coding region: 1-465 (154 amino acids)
Molecular function (GO): carbon-sulfur lyase activity
Source: RefSeq, a predicted model, not a curated record